Molecule: messenger RNA, 5499 nt
Organism: Candida dubliniensis CD36
Lineage: Eukaryota; Fungi; Ascomycota; Pichiomycetes; Serinales; Debaryomycetaceae
Gene: RIM15
Product: protein kinase
Exons: 1
Coding region: 1-5499 (1832 amino acids)
Biological process (GO): phosphorelay signal transduction system; peptidyl-serine phosphorylation
Cellular component (GO): nucleus; cytoplasm
Molecular function (GO): protein serine/threonine kinase activity; ATP binding
Source: RefSeq, a predicted model, not a curated record
AUGUCGAAUACCCCCAAUAAAUCGACACCUGAUCCUGUUUCUGGAAGUACAGUCUUUCACGGGUCGAUAUUUGAACAUCCUCAUUUGCACCAUAGUGUAUCAGAAAGGUCGAUAUCACCACGCCACGUAUCCAAAGAAAGUCAAGACCACCACCACCAACAACAACUGGAACAACAAGGACCUAACAGUUUCAGCUUACCAAAUCAAGUACCGGGUUAUGAUUAUCCAUCGGCAACUAUUGAAGAACAAAUAGACUUACGACUCGCAUCGUCUAAUAAUCCUACUAUUGUUAUGGAAUUAGAUUUGGAUGGGAACAUCCGUUAUUUAAGUAAAAAUUGGGAAUACAUAGUUGGAACAAAUAUCAAGAAAAUUGUCAAUCGACACAUUUCGAAAAUUAUAAUUGGUAAUAAUGAUGAUGAUUCUCAAGUGUUUAAUAUUGCCAUAGAUGCCAUGACCAGAGAAGAUAUCAGUUAUAAGGUCAAAUUCAUAACUGCUACAAACCAUACCCAAAGAAAUAAAGAUGGUGAAGAAGUUUAUAACGAUUUAAACGAUUUAUUAUUAAGUCGUUCUCAUGAUGAUGAACAAUCAGGGAUUUUAACUCCUCAUAAUUCUAUGGAAGAUAUGGCUAGAAAUGAUAUACCAGCAAAUGAUUAUUUUGGAAAACAACCAUUGGAACUGACACGACAAGAAUCUGAGAAAAUUGAUUCGUCUGAUACUUCGAGUACUUUAUCUUCAGAGAUAUCCAAUGAUGGAGAAAUUAUCGAGUUGGAAGCACAAGGUAUAUUGAUUCAUGAUGCCAAAACCAAAUUACCAACACAUUCAAUGUGGACCAUUAGACCUUUUAAAGAGAUUGAUUUGGAAUUGACGUUACCAAUUGCUUUAAUCGAUUUAUUAGGGUUUGGUUCGGAAAUAUUUGAAGGAUAUUUGGUUAGUCUUAAGAAUUUAGGGAUAAUUGAUGAAGAAAGUGUCCCACAACCAAAAAUGAUAUUGUGUAGAAUUUGUGAAACUAAUAUACCUGCUUGGUUUAUUGAAAAACAUUCUGAUUUAUGUGUUUUGGAACAUCGGGCUGCUGAGAAAUUACAACAAUACCAUGAUGCUAUAAGUGAACAAAAAGAAUUGGUGAUUCGUAUAUCAGAAAGUUUAGCUAUUGCAAGUCAACUGCUCCCAUCGUCACUGGGUUCGGGACUGAACACUCCGCCACAAUUAUUGACAAACCAAUCACUUUUAGCAUCUUCAGCAUCAUUAGUAUCGUCGGCGUCUUCUAGUUCAUCGGAAGGAGAGAGUUCAAAUCUGUCUUCACAUUUGAUUUUAGAAUACAAGGGGUUACCCUUACCAAAUAUGUCGGAGUAUCCAUCACCAAAAUUGGCCAAUAAAAUAUUGACGAAAAAUUUCCAGUCUAAAAACAAACAUGCUUUAAUGUUUUCUAAGAAAUUCCCAUUUGGAAUUUUGCAAAGAAUAGUGGAAUUAUGUGAUGAAGCAUUGUUGGUGAAUCCUCCUUCUACAAAUGAAGACAAUGUUUUAGCAUUUUCUCCUGGUUCAGAAAAGGCUUUGAGUAUUGUAAUGAGUUCAAGUUUUUUGGAAACUUCAGAUUUGGCAAUUAAACAAUUAAUUGAAGAUACUCAAGAAUUGAUUAACGAUAAGAUGGAAACAUUGUCGAGAUUGGUUUCGAUUUUACAAUUUCUGGAGAAAAUCAAACAUGAAGUGGAUAGUUUGGUGUUAAGUACAGUUAGAGAGACUGUUGAAAAAAUAAAGAAUCAAACCAUUUUAGAAUCAAGAGAAUGUACACCAAUCAAUAAUGAUAGUCUGAUAAGUAUCAAUGAAGAACUGGUGCCGACAAGGCUUGAAUCUUCAAACCUUGACCAAGAACAGAUGCAAAAUGAAGUGCAACAACAACAACAACAACAACAACAACAACAGCAGCACUACCAGGAGCAACCUAUUGCAGAAACACUUAAUUUAACAACAGCUUCAACCUUACAAGCACCAAAGCCUCACAAAAGUAUUAGUCCGAUUAUUUCUGAUUUGCUUACACCUAGUGAAAAUGUCAUCACUCCUAAAGAUAUAUUAUUGAAGGAAUCUAAAUCAUACAGCACGUCAAUGUCAGCAUCACCUUUGAAUCGGUCUGGUUCUAGUUUAUGUACACCAAGACCACAGUCAAUAGCAGCACCAAUUCCAACUUCAAAUUCUUCAAGAGAUUUAUUAGAAUCGAUCCAGGCAUUAGAUUUAUCGAAACGAUCAUCAGAAAACAAUUCACAAUAUUCGUCACCACGACGUCAUUUAUCUCCGGCACCACCACCAUACGUUGAGAAAUCCAAUUUAACAACUUUGCAAAAAAAUACUGCUGCCACCCCAAUUGCAUCACCAUUAUUAACGACUAUGGACGAUAGUGGUGCAACUACUAACAGUGGUGGUGGUUAUGGAGAAAAGAAAAUCACUCACUUAUCGUUGAAUACACAAGUACCGAGUCAACCAUCAUCAGCAAUGAGUUCUAGUGUAAAGAGUGCAACUAUACGACCACCAUUAUCACCAUUAUUGGUAUCAACACAACAACCACAACCUAGAUUAAGUACUGGUGGGAUUAGAGAUUAUCAAGUGAUCAAACCUAUUAGUAAAGGGGCAUUUGGAUCAGUUUUCUUGGGUAAACGUAAAUUGACUGGUGAUUAUGUGGCCAUAAAAUGUUUGAAGAAACGAGAUAUGAUUGCCAAAAAUCAAGUUCUAAAUGUUAAAUCUGAACGAGCAGUAAUGAUGAGACAAUCUGAUUCACCAUAUGUUGCUCAAUUAUAUAGUAGUUUCCAAUCACGAGAUUAUUUAUAUUUAGUAAUGGAGUAUUUGAAUGGUGGAGAUUGUGCAACUUUACUUAAAACUUUAGGGGUUAUUGGAGUGGAUUGGACACCAAGAUAUAUUGCUGAAAUAAUUGUUGGUGUUGAUGAUUUACAUAAUAGAGGCAUCAUUCAUCGAGAUUUGAAACCAGAUAAUAUUUUGAUUGAUAAGAAUGGACAUUUGAAAUUGACUGAUUUUGGAUUAUCUCGAUUAGGUGUUGUUGGAAGACAACAAACACAACAUCGUAAGAGUAGUACCAAUGAACAAGGUAUUGAAUUGUUUAGAAGUAUGUUACUGGAAGAAUCAAAUCAGAAGAAAGUGAAUCCUGGUACUCCAUUUUCAUUAUCUCCAAGUUUAGAACAAUCAAGGGUACCCUCUAAUAGUCAGCAACAACAGCAACCAGGAGCAGGUACAACCCCAUCAGUGUCGUCAUUAGCAGCAGGUGAAAACUUUGCCUUGUCUAGUACCUCUCCAACUUUGGCUUAUUUGGAAAGUUUUAAUUCCCUUUCAUCUGUAUCAACUCCUACAGGUGUCACACAACCACCGCCAAAACCUUUUGUUAAAUCAUCGAAUGGAAGAUCCGGUUCGAAUGGAUUUGAUUCGCCAAUAUUAAAGCCAAUUAUUCCAAGAACAGAAUCAGAAUCAUCAUUUGCCAUUAUGGAUGAUGAACCUAGCCCUGGACCUACAACAAAUUAUGCAUUGUAUAAUCCUGAUAAUCAUAAAAGUGGAGAAACGACAACUACAACCGCAGGAGGAGGAGAGGGAGAUAGUGCUAAUAUUAAAAAAUUUGUUGGUACACCUGAUUAUUUAGCUCCGGAAAUCAUUAAAGGAUCUGGAGAAAAUGAAUCAUCGGAUUGGUUUUCGGUUGGAGUAAUCAUGUUUGAAUUUCUUUAUGGAUAUCCUCCAUUUCAUGCAGAUACACCAGAACAAGUAUUUAAUAAUAUAUUACUGGGGAAAAUUGAUUGGCCGGAAUUAACUGCUGAAGAAGAUAUGAAAUUUUGUCCACCUGAUGCUAAAGAUUUAAUUAAUAGAUUAUUAGUGAUGGAUCCAGAAGAACGAUUAGGUUCAAAUGGAGCUGAUGAAAUUAAAAAUCAUCCUUAUUUUAAAGAUAUUCAUUGGGACACAUUAUUUGAAGAACCAGCUCCAUUUACACCAAUGUUAGAUGAUCCUGAACUGACUGAUUAUUUUGAUUCGCGAGGAGCAAUGAUGACUCAAUUUCCUAAAGAAGAAGAUCUGCUGCUGCAACUGCUGGAUGGUGAAACCAAACCAGAAAAUGAAAAUGAAAAAGAAAAAGAAAGUACAACAACAAAUACCACGGGACAUAUUAUUCAUCGACAAAAAAGUCUUGAUCGGAAUAGUAGUAUUAGUAGCAAUGAUUCUGGAUCAUUAUCAUUACCUGGAUCUUCAAGUAUUAGUAACCCUACCACGACGAAAAAGGAAAGAAGAAGUAGUAAAUUGGCUGAUCCUAGUGAAUUUGGUUCAUUUCAUUUUCGAAAUUUGGCAGUAUUGGAAAGACAAAAUAAAGAUGUUAUUAAUCGAUUGAAAACAGAACAUUUAGAACAUCGUGGUAGUUUUUCUACUUCUUCAUCAUCGGAAUCAACACCAACAGGGAGACUGAGAGGUUUUUCAUUUGGAAAUGGUGGUGGUAGUUCCAGUAGUGGCGGUGGCGGUGGAGUUGGAACCAGUGGUUCACCAUUUAAACGUCCUAUUUCUCCACCAUCAUCAUUUAAUGCCAAUCAAUCAAGUGGAUUAGGACUGCCAGUUAUCACUACAGCAUCAGGAGUAAUGGGAGGUACCAAUGUGGUGUCUUCAGCCAACACAACUAGUAGUAGUAGUAGUAACCACAAUCAUAAUAAUAGUUUUAAUGCUACUGGUGGUCUUGGAAUCGGUACAACUACAGGAAGUAUUCGAUCAGCAUCACCUCAUCGAUUAUUCGAAAGUCCUAAUAUUCCUAAACAUGAACGUAUACCAUCGGCUACAAGUGCAUAUUCUAGUGGUGAUGAAAUAUUAAUUAGUCCUCUGUUAAUGAUUCAUCAAGAUGAACGUAAUCAUCAUUCAAGAAGUAGUAGUUUACCAUAUUUACAAACAGUUACAAAACAACCAAGUUUCCUGUAUUUGAAUCAUAAUCAUAUUAUUCGAGAUUUUUCAUCACCGAAUUCAUCAGAUCUGGAAGAUACUAAAUCAAAUGCAUUAUUACGAGUUCAAAGAAGACGUGAAAGUUCUCGUAUGUCAACUGAGUUGUUACUGGGUGGUGGUGGUACCACUAGUAAUACAAACACUGGUGGAACUAGUAGCAACAAUAGUAGUUUAAUUAUUGCUGAUCUUGAUGUAUUAUAUUGUGAACCUAUUUCAGUGAUUCGUCAUAGUGUGGUGAAAUUAUUAGAGAAAGCUGGAUGUAUAGUAGUUUCAGUUACUGAUGGAGAAGAAUUAAUUAAAAGAGCAACAUCACAAGUUAAAUUUGAUUUAAUUUUCACUGGCUUAAAAAUAUCUAAAGUUGAUGCUAUAGAUGCUGUUAAAUUAAUUAAAUUUACUAGUGGGAAAAAUCGUAAUACCCCAAUAAUUGGAAUUACUGAGAAUAAAAAUAAAAUUGAUGAUAUUACUACUAGUACUACAUUUGAUUAUAUUAUUGAACCUAGUCUUGAAGCUAUUUCUAAAGUUUGUCGGAUAUUACGUAGCUAG